CCCAGGCCGGGCCGAGCCGAGCCGGGUCGGGCCCGGGCCAUGCUGCUCACCGUGUACUGUGUGCGGAGGGACCUCUCCGAGGUGACCUUUUCCCUCCAGGUCGACGCCGACUUCGAGCUGCAUAACUUCCGCGCGCUGUGCGAGCUGGAGUCCGGCAUCCCCGCCGCCGAGAGCCAGAUUGUCUAUGCAGAAAGACCUCUCACUGACAACCACAGAUCCCUGGCUUCUUAUGGCUUGAAAGAUGGCGAUGUUGUGAUUUUACGGCAGAAGGAGAAUGCAGACCCUCGCCCUCCAGUGCAGUUCUCAAACUUGCCCCGGAUUGACUUCAGUAGUAUAGCUGUGCCUGGCACAUCAAACCCCCAACAGCGCCAGCUGCCCAGAGCGCAGGCUCAGCACUCAUCUCCUGGGGAGACAGCAUCGUCACCUCAAGGCUUAGACAACCCAGCCCUGCUCCGAGACAUGCUGCUGGCCAACCCGCACGAGCUGUCCUUACUGAAGGAGCGUAACCCACCCCUGGCAGAAGCUCUACUCAGUGGAGAUCUUGAGAAAUUUUCUAGAGUCCUGAUAGAGCAGCAGCAGGACCGAGCUCGGAGAGAACAAGAAAGGAUUCGUCUGUUUUCUGCUGACCCCUUUGAUCUUGAAGCUCAGGCAAAGAUAGAAGAAGAUAUAAGGCAGCAGAACAUCGAGGAGAACAUGACGAUAGCUAUGGAGGAGGCCCCGGAGAGCUUCGGCCAGGUCGCCAUGCUCUACAUCAACUGCAGAGUGAACGGGCAUCCUGUGAAAGCCUUUGUUGACUCAGGUGCCCAGAUGACUAUUAUGAGCCAGGCUUGUGCAGAAAGGUGUAACAUCAUGAGACUGGUGGACCGUCGUUGGGCUGGCAUAGCCAAAGGCGUAGGCACACAGAAGAUUAUUGGAAGGGUGCAUCUAGCUCAGGUUCAGAUUGAAGGUGAUUUCCUGGCAUGUUCCUUCUCCAUACUCGAAGAGCAGCCUAUGGACAUGCUUCUGGGACUGGACAUGCUUAAACGACAUCAGUGUUCGAUUGACUUGAAGAAAAACGUACUGGUAAUUGGCACCACAGGCUCACAGACCACCUUCCUUCCUGAGGGGGAACUCCCAGAGUGUGCCCGCUUAGCAUAUGGAACUGGGCGAGAGGACAUACGGCCAGAGGAGAUUGCAGACCAAGAAUUAGCAGAAGCCAUUCAAAAAUCAGCUGAGGAUGCAGAGAAAAGCAGUAAAGAAUCUACCUCACUGGGAAUGUCAUCGUUGCUGACUUCAGAUGGAUUCAACCAUCCAGCCCCUUCUUCAGGGCAGAGUCCUGAGGUUGGUAGCCCCACGAGUCUUGCUCGCUCUGUCUCUGCUUCAGUUUGCGCCAUCAAGCCCAGUGACCCCAAUAGCAUUGAUCCUGUAGCUAUGGAGGCUGUGAAGGCUUCAGCUGAAUUCCAGACAAACUCUCCGAAAACAGAUCCUCCUCCUCUGCAGAACCUUCCUGAUCUCGCUUCCCCAGCAGACCAGAAUCCAACUAUGCCUUUGCAUAAUUCAUCCGAAGAAGCAUUUGUUGCAGAUAAUCCAGAGAAGUUUGCUGUCGGGGGAACCCAGGGCCUCAGAGUUUAUCUCCACACCAGACAGGACACUAGUUUAUCUCUCACAACUACUGGGGUGCAUGAGCCUCAGGUAUUUGUGGAAGAAAAGAGUUGGCAUCCAGAAAAUCAGAACCCAGGUCAAGUGAAUGGCCCUCAGCAGCCUAGAGAACCACACAGAGGGAGCGGUCAGCAGAGUGCCCCACAUGACCAACAAUGUCCUUGUGACACAAAAGACCUUGAACUUCAUGAAGAAAAUCAACAGGACCAAGAAAACAUUGUCAGUUUAGAAGCUGUGAUGAAAGGAGAUGAAGUACAGGCAAAUGCUCAUCUUCUAGAUACAGGGCACUAUAGCUGCUCAUGCCCAGAAACCCUGAUGGACGUGGAUACAAUUGAACAGUCUCUGACUGUCGUGUGCAGCUCCGUGAGCAGGCAGGAUGCCAGCAUCAGGAGCCCUGGUGCACCGCAUCUUACUUCAGAUAAUCCCGCGAUGGAAAUGGAAGCAGUACACUGCAGCCCCUCACCUGAAAGCAUGGAACAUUCCAUCUCGACUUGGGGUUUGCAGCCCCCAGAAGAUAAUGUUGAAGUGUCUGCAAUGGAUAGCAAAGAUAGCAGCGCUUCCUCUUCCCCUCUAAGUGACCACGGUCAGCCCUCUGUGGAGGCAGCCGAAGAAUUUUGUUCAUCUGUCACAGUGGCCUUGAAAGAACUGCAUCAUCUUUUGGUCAUUAGCUGUAAGCCAGCUUCGGAAAAUGCACCUGAAGAUGCUACCUGUCGGUCAGAGAUGCAAGCUGAAAGCCAAACAGGUACUUUGGACCUUUCCAGAAGGAGGGCCCAGAGUGAGAAUCCGACCCCUAGUGACCAGUAUCCCCAAGUCUCCUGUCACCAGGCCACCUCUGAAUCAGAGAAGACAGAAAUCAUAGGCAGCACAUCUUGUCUUGGGAUAGAACAUGGAGCGUACACUAGCUUCAGGGGUCUGGGUGAUGGCUUGUCAACUGGCAAAGAUGGUGUCCCCAGACCAAGGGAGUCAGUCAGGAAGAGCUGUUCUGUCGCCAUAACCUCAGCUAAACCAUCUGAUCGGCCACAUUGCACCUCAGGUGUGGAAAUUUCACCCACAUUUGCAGCAGGUGAGGAGGGUACGCACAGUCAACCUUCCGAGCACGUGCAGAAUCCAGGCACAGACGGGCCGGAGACCAACAGUGUUUGCCCUGGAGCUUCGCCGCCCUCCCAUGGAUUGGACCCACCUGUCAGUCAGCCCUUGUCUUCUCCCCCCACUCUUCCACCCUUCAUCUUUCCCACUGCUGAUGUUAACCGGAUUCUUGGUGCAGGCUUCACUCUGCAGGAAGCCCUUGGGGCUUUGCAUCGAGUUGGUGGGAAUGCAGACCUCGCACUUCUUGUUUUGCUAGCAAAGAACAUUGUAGUCCCUACGUAAUUGUGGGAAAGCGGCUAGACCGUACCCCAUUCCCUCUGUGAAAGCUCUCCACACAGACACACUCACCACAUACAUACACAGUAUAUGUAGAAACCAACCUGCAAGCAAAAUGUUGAGCCAGAUUUUUUUUUCCCGGCCAAAGUAAUUUAUGAUCUUUUGUCUGAUGAAUUUGUCUAUUUUACUUGUUAAAAUUUGGGCCUUUUAAAAUGUAUUGGCAGUAUGUGCAUACAAAAGCUUUUUAUUCUCAUUAAGAUGAUGUAUUCUGUAAUAAAACAGAUGGUUUUGUGUAUAGCAUACCAUUUUAGACGAGUGAAUGCUUUGAAAGCAGGAGCCACAAGGACCCUGCCACCCGUGCAGCUAGGAACAGGCCAGCCGCCGGCUGUGGCUCUGGCUGUGCUGUGUGCAGAAUGUGGCUUGUAACAGGAAUCUGGAGAAGAAUUCAAUAACUCCUGGAGUUGUAUGUUUUGGUUUGUGUGCUCAGGGUUGACAUUUAAAUAGGGUGAGCGGGAGGGCUUAAAACUUGGGCUGUCUUGUGCUUCAUAGGCUGCUGCAUGGAUUGAUUGCCAGAUACCUUUAUGACGGUGGGUGGGGCGUGGGGGGUUCACAUUAGAAUGAGACAUGGUGCUACUUGUAUUUAAAAAGGGAAGGGGAAAAAAACUGAUCAUAAUUCCAUUUGCAAAUGUCAAGGACUGUGAGUAGGAGAUAAUAAUGACUUAGACAAAACACUGGAAUAUACUAGAGAUAGGACUCUGGGCAUCUCAUUGACAUCCCAGCCCUCAGUGCUCAGCCCCCAGGAGCCCUAGCUUCUGAAACACACCUGCUGGGAAGGUCUUCCCAUGCUCACUCUGAACUGAGCGAGACUGAGCUAGGAGAACCUUUGUCCCUGGUCCUCUCGGUGCUUAGACUGGUCAGUCUGUGAGUGUCCUUCAUGGCAGUGGGUACAACCGAAGUUCUGACGACAGUGGCCUUGGUACAGUUUCCAUCCCUUUCUUUCCUCAGGAGUUUCUUUUCAAAGCAGGAUCCAUGUUUGUGUUCACCACAUUGAGUUAGAGUGGGGCGGAAUGCGGAGAUACGUUUGCCGUGGCCUUUUUAAUGUAAGUCUUCGCUUUGUAAGUCGUCCUGUGGCACCCACUGUGCAAUAAUCCCUCUGGACAGGCUUGAAAGCAUCCUUUCCUAGAACAUAAACCGUUGUCUUAGUUGUUUGGCAGGAAUCUGGAAUCUUGUUUUUCUCGAAAAGGAUCUUGAGAACAGUUCCUGGUGAGAGUUUGCCGAAGUGAAGGUGUUGAAAUCGGUUUCUGGACUUAGCACUAGCUGAUUUGUGUCUAAAGUCCACCUCUCUCUCCUCUCCCUCUCAAACUUGUUCUUUCCAUCAGAACUGAAGUCAUUGAGCACAGGCGGGUUCACAUCUCAGGAAUCAGUGAAACUUUAGGAGCACUUACAGGGAUCUGUUCUCUGGUCCAUUUCUUCUUUUUGCCACGCUGCUUGUGUGCCGAGACUCACUUCAGCGACAUGAUGGCAGGUCACACACAGUAUCACGACCCUUUCUGGAGUUUGGAAGUGGUUGCUGGGUGGCCUUGUGGUUUCUCUUCUCUGUUAGGCACUCAGAACAUCAGGCUAGCCGAGAAGUUCUUUGUUUCAGACAAGCACAGCCUGUCCACCCUUUGCUUGUCGCACCAAAGUUGUGUGUGUGACACACUGGGAAGCUACCAAAGUUGUGUGUGUGACACACUGGGAACCUGCUCCCAGGAGUCUCUUACCUGAUACAGAGUUGUGGCUAAAAGAUCAAGUAGUAGCACACUGAGGCCUGGUGUUUGCUUUGGGGGGUGUGGGGUAUAUUUUAGGGUUAUUAAUCUUUGGGGCCACAGGGUGGGGUAUGUAGAGAAGGUACUGAUGAAAGACUGCCACUGCCGCCCCCACACAUCCCAGAAAGCCUUCUGAACAGAGGAACUACCGUGCAAGACCAGUGGUUUGGCCACUGACUUUUUAAAAUGGAUGUUUGGGAGAGAGCCCUAGGCGGUAUCAAAUACCAGUCUGGAGAAGAUGUCACUACAAUAGCUUUUAAUGAAUCUACAUGUAUGUUCAUUUUUAGAAGCAAACUGAUAGACCAGAUAGUCCUUUGGACUCCUUGGACUGAGCUUAGCUCACUUGCCAAAUACUUUGUUCCUUUAGGUCAUUACUUUGUUUUCAGCAUAGUUACUUUUGAGUUUUAAACUCUUAUCAAAAAUAAAUAAAAGAUCUGGCAUGCUGGCAUAUACCUUUAACCCCAGGAGGCAGGCAGAUCUCUGCUAGUUCAAGGCCACCCAGAGCUACAUUAGUGAAAUGUCUAAAAACAGAAAGGUGGGGGGGGUCUUCUAUCUGACAUUAGUGAAAAGUAAAGUUAGGAAUUGACUGACUUAAAUUGAGCAGUCUUAAGAACAGGACAUGAAAGGAUGUGACCCUAGUGGACCUUCAUUGUCAGAUUUCACUUAGUAGCUGACUACCAAGGGUUAGAUCCAUCGUCGUGCAUCCUGGUGCCCAGCAUGUCGGACUACAGCCAUAACCACAAGGGGCAACUCGCUUACCAAACAUUGUCGGCGCUUACCUCCAGUGCUGAUCUCCGUUUGUGCACCAAAGAGGAUUUUCUUGUCAGGCUUGUGCUGAAGCUGGUGUGCAGAGGGGGCUUGGUAGCCAGACAGCACAACCGCAGCUGGGGCUCUGGCCCUCUGGAUGUGCUAGUUCAGGCCUUCAUCCCACAGUUUGGGCUCUAGGUUGGUAGGUGAAGAGGAGUCCAAUUGUUUGGUACGGAAGCUUGAGUCAGUGGUGAAGAUCCCAGCCCCUCUGACUGCAGUGUCUACCCAAAGCUUUUCUCUGGCAAGAGGAAUGGGGCUGGGCCUGGUGUCCCUGAUUUCGUAACCAGCCUGUGUAGCGUCUGCCUGUUCGUCCCUCUCUACAGCUUUCUGUCUUUAGCGAAAGCCAUAAGAAUUUGUUUCAACUUUUCAGCUGAUGUCUAUAAAUAAAUAUGUAAACUAUCAUAUAGAAGGUGAUUGACAAAUGUUUUGCAUAGGUCGAAAAGCUUCUGUGUCCACAGAUGCCUGCACAUCUGGCGGCUUUUCUUCCUACUGUGUAUAUAGUAAACUGCCUUGUGAAUAGCUCUGCAGGAGAGUCAAGGCAAAGCUCCUUUCCUUGUUGUAUGUUUUUGUUGUUGUUCUUUUGUUUUUGUUUUUGUUUUUUUGAGAUAGGAUCUUGCCAUAGCCCAGGCUGGCCUCAAACUCACGGCAGUUCUUCUGCCCCAGCCUCUAGAAUGCUGGGAUUAUAGGCUCAUGCCACCGUGCCCAGUUCACUCAAUGCAUUCCGAUUGCUACCUGUGAUGAGUGUGAGCGAUGUGGCUGAACUGGUUGGCUUAUCACUAGCAGUACUGCAUGGCUUACUGGGAGAACUCCUGCAUAGCAUGUGAGGUCGAGGGUUUAAUCCUUACUACCAAAAUAGAAAAAUAAAGGCCGAUCUUGGUGAUGCAGGAGCCUGUGGCUGACAGAGGUUACCAUGUACUUCCCUCCUGGAGAAUGAAGGCGUCUCAUCUCAGUAGUUAAUGUAAGAUAGCGUUUUGUGUUUCCUGGGAAUGAGUUCCUCUUGACAGCAGAAAGUCAACUCAGCAGUCCCUGAGGGCUGGCACUGAAUUCCUGUGCGUGCUUGCCUGAUCCCCUGAAUGUUGGCAGAGCCGCAGGAGGGAAUUCGGGGUGAGCCUUGGAUGCACUUGCUUUUCUUUUGUGCCUUAAUUGUUUUUGACUAGCAGAAGCAUCACAUCUUGGGAGUAUCAGGGAAAAGUCAGAGGGCAGCUCUCCGGGAGAGGGCUGGCCACGGGGUGUGGUCCCUGGCUCGCUGCCACUUCAUCAAACAUUAGGUCUCCCCAGAUAGGAGUUUCUGCAUCCUGUAUACCAAAAGAUGGUUUCUCGGCGUUUCGUAGGUUUUGUGUUAUGCAUUUUGUGCUUUUAAGAGAAAUCAAAUCUUACAUUCUAGAUGAGAAAUUAGUUCCUCCUAUCAGGCUGUGCAGUAUGGGCAAGAGCCCAUUGAUUUUCCAUCAAACAUUGAGUAGACCUGAAGCCUGGGAGCUCAGCAGCACCUGACCCAGACUGGAGCCUGGCCUUAGAAGCCUUCAGUCUAGGAGAGACACGAGGCAAGGUUUAACCAAGAUCUGUUUUUACCUAUUGGCAUGCUUUUGUUUUUGAGAAGAGAUUUAACGUAGCACAGGCUGACCUUGAACUAGUAAUCCUCAAGCAGAUGGGAUUAUGAGGUUUUAGGCACAUUUUAUAGUAUCUGGGUAGCCUGCUUUCAUUUUUGAAUAUACUUGGUUGUAGUUUAGAACCAACUGGGAAAAAAAUCAAGGCCACAAUGGAAUCAGAUGCUGUAAACCUAGAGGUAUAUUUUAAAAUGUUUAGUUUAGUUUAGUUUAGUUUAAACAAUGAGGGGCUGGAUGUGGUGACACACACCUUUAGCUGUAAAUGCAAAGCCAGUCAGGGCUACAGGGAGAAACUGUCUCAAAAUGAGUAAAAAUAAAAAAUGAGUGGGGGAAUGUAGCCCAUUGAUGAUGGGUAGGGCGCUUGCCUAACUGCAGGAGCCUCAGUUCAGCCUGGACACUGCAUGACCUGGGUGCGGCAUGUGCAGGUAACCCCAGCCCUGGAGAAGUAGAGACAAGAGGAUCAGAAGUUCAAGGUCAUUCUUGGCUACAUCUUGAGUUUCAAGGCCAGCUUUGGUUACAUGAAACCUUGGUGGGAAAGUUUUGGUAGAACACUUGCCUGGCAUGUACAAGGCCCUGGGUGUGACCCUCCAGCACUGCAAAGAAAAAAUAGUUUUAACUGAAAAUGUAAUAGAAAUAACUGAAAAGAUGCUGAGGAAUCAAUGUGUAAUGCUGUUGACCAGAAAGCAGGCCUGAGAGGGAUCCAGGGAAAUGGAACCAGUUGCCUUUCCUUCCCUGAGGAUGGGUGCCACACUGAUGAGGGUGAGCGCAGACCGUCUGGGAGAGCAGAGCUCAGCAGAGGCCUCUGUGGUGCACUGUUUAAGGCGGCUGAGUGCAGUGUGGAGCUGGAAACGCAGAGCAGAAAGAGUAGUCGACGACGGGUGGGGUGGCAGGCAGCGCUGCUUUGCAGAACUCUGCGUGCUCUGCAAGACAUUCUCCAACCUGCCGUCUGAGAUAGCCCAGCGUGUGCAUUCCUGAAGCGUGGAAGGAGAGUAGAGUGUUAGUGAUUGGUCGGAAAUACACUCAGAAGUAAACCAGGAGUAAAGAGUGGGACACUGGUGAGGGGCUGUGUAAAGUGUGGUGGGGGGCUACUAAGUUUUAGGAUACUAUCUAGGGAAAUCUACCAAGAAAAUAGCUCAAGAACAUAGGAGUUUCUUUACCUGCAAAGUUUGAACCACAGAUCAGGAGUCAGUAUGGAAUGCAAGAUCAGAUUGCUUCUUACAGAGCCGUGCUAAGUAAGCAUCCUAAGCCAGUUGAGUGGCUAAUUUGGGUAAGGGGCAUUUUCCCUGGGCCUGUUCAGGUGAUGGGCAGUGAUUGUACUUAGAAUUUGGUAGUCCACAACCUGCAGACUUAAAUAAAUGUCGGUGAUUUGCAGAGUAGAUCUGUGUUCCUACGUGAGCCAGCCAGAUCUGUGUUUCCAGGCUCCUUGACCGGACCGUUAAACCUGGGAGACACGUGGCUCACACCAUUCCACCCCAGUGCUUGGGCUUUGUUUUUCCCUGCCCUGCACAGACACCAGGGGAAUCCUUUGUGCUAAUCGAAUCUCCUCUGUCACACACCUUCUGAGAGACUAAUUGUGUAUUUGUAUCCGGAUCUCUUCAUGGUGAGUUGGGUAGUGGCUUCAGCCCCUAGCAGAGGCUUGUUCGGUGGUUUCCUAACCCCACUUGGCAGGCCGUGACUGGGAAGCCCGCUUUGCGUCCUGCAGUAACCUGUGUGAGGCUGGUCGGCACAGCCUUCUUAAGUGGUCCAGUCGCACCCGCAUGCUUUGAGACUAGGGAAAACAGAGUUUAUGGGAGCUGUGCUCAGUCGUCCCAGAGUUGGUCUUGUGCCACUGGUUAGGACCUGUCUGCAGCUGAAGAACGCACUAGAUGCCUUUGAGUUUGAUUUUCUUUUCUUUUUUUUUUGGUCACACUUUGAAAUGUAAGUCAGCCCUGAAUAAUCUAAACACUUUAUUUUAUUUUUCUUCUUUAAUAGGAAUUUUCUGAAGAAAACGUGAUGUGUAAAACCUUUGAUAUUUAAGAUAAUAAAGUUUUUAUCAUAAGAAA
Molecule: messenger RNA, 9261 nt
Organism: Myodes glareolus (Bank vole)
Lineage: Eukaryota; Metazoa; Chordata; Mammalia; Rodentia; Cricetidae
Product: regulatory solute carrier protein family 1 member 1
Biological process (GO): proteolysis
Molecular function (GO): aspartic-type endopeptidase activity; protein binding
Source: RefSeq, a predicted model, not a curated record